Solanum dulcamara is the source of this 516-nucleotide messenger RNA. RefSeq lists its product as uncharacterized. Bases 1 to 516 code for a protein of 171 amino acids. The record is from RefSeq and is a predicted model, not a curated record. NCBI's taxonomy places the organism in Eukaryota, Viridiplantae, Streptophyta, Magnoliopsida, Solanales, Solanaceae. The transcript has 4 exons.
AUGGCUCGCAUGUAUGCUAUAGGUAGAGGCCAACCUCGAGGUCGUGCUAGGGAUGCAACAUCAGCUCGGGACAAAGAGUGGACUUUAGAGCUGGAGGCAGCUACAUUUGUGCCAGCACCAACACCUCUAAUUAGAGGCAGAGGACAGGUCCAGGACUAUAGGGAUCGUCAUCAAAGUACAUGGGACUUCCCUAAGGAGGAAAAGAAGGAAGAAGGGUUUAUGCAAAGGGUAUGGGAGCCCAAGCCCACUUUUAUGCAACUUCAAUUAGAGCAGAGGCUUAAGGAGGUCAGUGUUCAGCUUCAGGAUCUCUUGGAUAAGGGAUUCAUUCAGCCAAGUAUAUCAUCUUGGGGUGCCCCAAUCUUGUUUGGUAAGAAAAAAGAUGGUACUAUGUGGAUGUGUACUGAUUACAGGCAGUUGAAUAGGGUGACGGUGAAGAAUCAUUACCCUAUGCCUAGGAUUGAUGAAGUUGACAAAUGCCCCUGCCGCAUUCAUGGACUUGAUGACUUGGGUGUUUAG